Bactrocera dorsalis (oriental fruit fly) is the source of this 5623-nucleotide messenger RNA. RefSeq names its product myb-like protein Q (gene msl-2). Gene Ontology annotation, cellular component: MSL complex. The record is from RefSeq and is a predicted model, not a curated record. Gene Ontology annotation, molecular function: ubiquitin protein ligase activity. Bases 610 to 3864 code for a protein of 1084 amino acids. The transcript has 3 exons. Lineage: Eukaryota; Metazoa; Arthropoda; Insecta; Diptera; Tephritidae.
CGUAAAAUGAAAUGCCAAAAAACAAUCGGCGAGUUUUGCUAGUGCUUUAUCAGAAUUUUCAGCAUUUUUCAGCGCAAUUUUUAUUUUGCAUUACAAUUUUCUAAAUCAAAUUGGAACAUAAACAAACUUUUUCUAGCAGUGCGGGUGUGAAGUGCAGAGCUAUAUAUAAUUUUCAAAUAUUGUCUGCAGAAUAUUUUUUGUGUUGAAUUAUUGAGCGCGUGUCAAAUAAAAGCAAUUAACAGCCGCAAGCAAUCGACGUUCUUUUGGUGACAUUAUUUUCAGUGAAUAAAGUUUUUGUAGUUAAUUAUAUGGCUGCUGUAGAAAUCUAUGCCAUCGUUACCUUUUAUAAAUAAUUACUUAUAAAACAAGUUCGAAGUGUUACAAACAGUUUAUAAACGCUUUUCGACCAUUGAUCGCCGGUUGUUAGCGCCAUCGAUUUUGCAACAGUCUCUCUAAGCCAAUAACAACAAAACAUAUGAAGAAAACAAUAAAUAUAUACAUAUAAAUAGUUUGUAGCGAAUAUGGGACAUUAAAUUGCUGAGUGUCAUUAUCACUUUAUUUGCAUCUGCUUAGUGUUUUACCAAAUCAUUCUAUCAAUUGUGUUUAUUGAUGUUUUCUGUAGUCAGCGGCAGCUUAAGUGGCGGUAGCGGUGUUGGUGAAGAGAAGCGUCUUGACGCAAUGAACGCUGUUUGUGUUUAUGUUUCUACAGCGCAACUAGUGUUGCAAUUUGAUACCACUGAUAGUAACGGUCUUGGUGAGCAACGCAUGCUUGACCUUAGCCGCCUGUUUGGGCAACUAAGACAACUGCUUUCUUGUGCUGUUUGUGCCCGCCUUCUAAAUGAUCCGUACGAGCCUUUGAAUAAUGCACGUUGCCAACACAAUGUGUGUCGAUUAUGUGUUCGUGGACGAAAAGCACUGCGCCCCUUAUGCAUCAAUUGCAAAGAUCUGCAGGAUUUUAAAACAUAUACUGAAAAUAAAACUAUGCGUUGCCUUCUGCUUUGUUAUAAAAGCCUGUGUGAGCAUUUAUUGUCUUCGAAUUUUUACACGCAUCUGAGCCGUCAAAAGGCUCACCAAGCGCUGACUUGUAGUGGAGAGAAUGUUUUCGGUGUUGCGCCAAUGCCACACAUGACUACUUGUGGGGAUAUUAUUCAGGAAGGUGCACGAUAUGAUGAUAUAUUAAACGCUUUUAAUGCUGAUUUACCACAAAUUGGGCCUACAAUUAAGUUACAAAAUACGCUUCUAACAAUACCAGCGGCAGUUACAAGUUUACCGAAUCAGUCAACACCAAGUGUUAGUGCUGUAACGCCGUUGGCACCUUUAUUAGUGCCUCAGAAAAGGGUUCAAACUCAUACCGCUCCCCGGCUAUCAACUUCUCCAAUAACACCCGCGGCGACAACGAGCAACUCCAUAACCUUGUUACCUACACACACUGCUAUCAUCAAACGGGAACAAACAAACAACCAAGGAAACUCUUCUACACCAAGCAAUGCCCACAUUCUAAUGACAUCGAAAGUUAAUGUGACAAACCAACAACAGCAGCAGCAACAGGCACACGGUCAAUCACAUAUGUUGUAUGUUCGGAAUAUAAAAACAAGCGCCAGUGAAUCUAAUAAUAUACAAACACCACAUUUAUGCGCUACCCAAUCAAUUGUGGGAACCAGCCAUAGUAGUAUUGCUUCACUGUCGGCGCCUCCCACGAUUACAUACGUUGGUCCAAACACACCCGGUAUUGUUGUGCCGAUUGUAUCUUCAUCCGCCACCACCACUGCACCUUUGACGAUAGCGUCAGCUAAGCUACAAUCGCUUAAACGUCAACUUGCCCAAGCGCAAGCACGCGGCGGUGCACCAAUCAGCAUAGCUUCAGCGGUAAAAGCAGCCGGCAUUACAAACUCGGAUACGAACGCGUCUGUUACUUUUAAAGUAUCUGCGGCAGGUAUAACCACGACCUCUUCUCUAAUCUCUUCGGCAAGCACAGGUGCAGUAGCGUCUCCCACAUCGGUUACCAGCGCAACUGCAACUACAACCACUGCCACUAUUACAUCACAACAAAUACGUAAUCCACCUUCCAUAAAAACGGUUUCCAAUGGUUCAGCCAUGUACUCUGUUUUAUACACCGGCGUCGGGAAUAAGAUUACUAUUAAAAGAAAAACAGACGGUGAUGAAGAAAAUGGGCAGAGGAAGACUGUUGCAACAGCAAACUCGCCUGUAUCAACAAGUACAUCAACACCACCGGCAAUUAGCAAUUCAGUAAUUACAACACAGCAACAAUCUCAGGCGAACAAAUUGAACGCGAAGCGAAGAGGUUGCAGAUGUGGCAAUGCUACCCCAACGCCUGGUAAACUGACUUGUUGCGGUCAACGUUGUCCCUGCUAUGUGGAUUCCAAGUCGUGCAUUGGUUGCAAAUGUCGUGGCUGCCGAAAUCCUCAUCGACCGGAUGGUGGUAAAGUGCGUCCUGUAAUACCAGAACUAGCAUGCUAUGAAAUUCAAGUGGCAGAUGAAACGCCAAGGUUGAGUCCAAGUGAGUUGCAAGUAGGCACGACAUUGUCCACACGUCCGCGCAACACUUCUACGGCAACAACAACAUCACCGCAACAACACCCAACGCAUCAACAGGCCAUAACAAUUGUUUCUGAGCAGCAAAGCACUUCAUCAACCGCAUUAUCGUCACCAUCACCAUCAAUAGCAACGGUAACCUCACAACUGCAUUUGACGCCGAACUCCUCAUCACCGUCUUCCAAAGGAGCAACGCUAAUACCAUUCAUUAGUUUGCAUCCCAUUUCAUCGCAGCAGCAGCAGCAACAACAACAAACGCAAACGGUCACCACCAUCAGUAGUAACCAACACCAAACCAAUAUGUUGCCUAUGGAAUCUGUUCUCAUACAAAAUGCUGAGGGUAAAUACCAAGUUGUAAAUGUCGUAACUACGGGACAAGCACACCACCAACACAGCAAUUCUAACAUCCAGCGCAUACAUAGUAUACCCCAACUGCAGGUAACUUCAUCCGCCAACGGCAGUAGUAACCAUAGUAACACUUUAUUGAGCAACUUGACAACAGUAAAUAUUCUAACCAACACAAGUACCAGCAACACAACAACAUCGCCGUCUACGGCAACUACUAAAAGCUCACACCAAAGUGUGCUGCUGCAACAACAGCCACACUUACAGCAGCACCGCGUACAACAACAGCAACAACAGAAGCAUCAUCAGCAACAAAUACACGGGCAACGGCUUGUUUCGUCGCAUUUAAUCACCACAUCCGCUAAUAAUAUGCCAACAUCUGUGACAAGUGGCAAAUGUGUAGCAGCCAAUUCGUUGCCGCUGCAACUACAACAUCAUCAUCAUCAACAACAGCAACAGCAGCAGUCACAAAUGCAUAAUAACACACAUACACAAAAUCAACAAGUAAAACAAAAUAUUGUAACAAUGCGCCCAGCAACGAUCAGCAACAACAAUAUGCACCAUACACAAACACUAACCCCAAUACUAUCCUCCUCUGCUACAACAAUAACGCUGUCACCAAUUAUUGUCUCCUCUUCACCUAACACCUUCAAAGCGGAAAUGUUUUCCGAUUCCAUGGAAUCAGAAUAUUUGAACUUCACCACAGGCGCUGUCACGUCAACGACCAUGGUGAAUAGUGGUAGUAAUAACACAAAUAUGUUAUCCACAAUUUAUAGCCACAGUGGUCUGUCGAAUGCGUCAACAAGCACCCGCAUAACGUCUGUGCCGUCACUGAGUAGCGGCAGUACGGGUAGUGGCAGUGGCAGCGCUAGUCGCAUGAGUCUGGGCAUGAAUAUGAAUAUCACCGGUGCGGGAUCACACAUAACACCCGCUUUAGUAGAAGUAAUUGAAGCAAGUGAUAUGUAGUUUGACAAUAAUAGGAAAGUGUAGGCAACUAACUCGGUGAGCGCCCUGAUUAUAGCAUAAAGAGUUAUGAUCUAAAGCAAGCUAAGUAUUAAUGAGUAAAACAGGUAACUUCAAGUGUAUCUUGUAUAAACUGACCAAAAAGUAGAAAAAUACUGGAAACUUUCUUAUAUACUUGAAAAUAUUAAAAGCUCAGGCAAAUCAAAAACUGGAAGCUACUAAAUUUUCAUAAAAUGUUUUUUUCUUUUUUGAAAUGAUGAAUGAAUGAAAUUUAUUUUUGCCAGCGUAUUUCGAAAUAUUUUUAUACGAAUUUCAUGCGCCGUUUUGCCUUAAAAACGGUUUCUUUAGUGCAAUUAUUUAUUAUGCGUAAAUAAAUCAAAAUUAACUCUUUAGUUAGAUUGUUGAAGGCUACUUUAUCAAUACGGCUAAAAUGUAUAUUUAGUACAAAACAUAUUUUUCAUUAGCUUCCCCAUUUCCAGUGAAAUGCAAAAGUGUCUUUUUCAACUCGCAUGAGUAUAAAAAAGAAUUAUUAAAAAAAAAUAUAUAUUAGAACAUUUAGUGCGCAGAGAUUUGGUUUGGUGGAACUUGGUCAAGACGCACACCACAAAUACUUUUAGUAUGCGCAACUAGGCCAAAGCUGUAAGCGAAAAACUAUAAUUAUAACAUGCAGUUGUUGUUGUUGUAUAUAUUUAUUUAUUAUUCUUAUUUUAAUCUUACACUAAUAUUUCAUAUUUGAAGUCUGAAUCUAGGCAAAUUUUUUAAUUUGUACUGUAUUGUUAGUAAUAGUUCAGCAAAAGUUGGGAAUUGGGUCAACAAAUAGCUUAAUAUUUUUGCCAAAAAAAAUACUCUUUAAUAAUUUAUUCACUUUAGGUUUCACACAUGCAAAAUUAGUUUAAAAACUUAUACAGAAAUUGCCAAAUCUCAGUUUAAAGCACUGCUAGAAUUAGUUUUUCAUUUUUAUUAUGUGUGUACAUAUAUAUUUUUACUUUUCAAAAGCAUUAUACUUGUUAUAAUGUGAGCUCCUAAAUCGUUUUGGGCUGCUUCCAACACCAGCUACGUGUCUGUAUUUUUGCCUAAUUUUAGGCAUUGCUUUAUGCUUGCAAACAAAACAUAAGCAAAUAGGCUAGUUGCAAUAUAUUUUAUAUAAAAUGAUGAUGAUAAUGUUGUUGUAUUAUAUACAUAUUUCUAUAUAUAUGUAUACAUAUAUAUAGGUAUGUAUAGUUUUCUAUUGAAUUAGUUCUAAAUGGUUUCGAACAAAUUGUAAAUUAAUUUGAAUUUUUUGAUUAUAAAUUAGCAUAGUUGUAAGUGUAGCGGUAAAAAAAAUUAUAGCAAGCAUAAUUAAUGUUAAAAUAAUUUGAAACUGUUUUAAGAAAACUUCAUUGUUUUAAUUGUGGAGUAUUUUUAAUACAUUUGUAGUAGGCAGCGGUAAUUUUAAAUUUGAAAGAAACUCGAAGCAUUUUUGAAAUGUUAAAAUUAAGUUAAAGGUGUAUUUAACUAAAUCUAUCACAGCAUUAAACACAAAGCACAUCCAUACACACACACAUGUAUACACAUUAAAAAAAAGAUAUUUAUAUAUGUAGGAAUAAAUGCAUACAAUAUACAUAUUAAUUAGUAUGUAAUAGUAUGUUUGUAUGUUAAAAUUGAUUGUAUACUUUUAAAUUGGAGUAAUUAAGUUUUAAAAUGAAUCUAAAUCGAAUUGGGUAAUAAAUGUAAUAAAUUAUUAAACAAAAACGAAUUUAUAUUAGUCAAACGUUGUAAAGGG